AUGAAUCAGUGGAAAACACCACCAAUUGAUCACUACAAGAUAAACUGGGAUGCUACCAUUGACCAUAAAAAGUGCAGGAUAGGAAUUGGCACCAUCAUCAGGAACUGGCAGUUGCAAGUUAUGGACACCAGGAGAAUGAACAAACCUUUUUUUCCUGAUCCUCACCUUGCAAAAGUAUAUGCAGCCCUGCAAUCAACACUACUGGGACUUGACAUGGGAUUGACGAAAAUCGUUCUAGAAGGCGAUACUCUUAAUGUUGUGAACAAGAUCAAUGGAGCCAAUGAAAACUUGUAUAAGGCAGGAAUGAUCAUCUUAGAUGUUAAAAACUCUCUAACAAGGUUUAAAAGUUGGCAAGUAAAGCAUGUCAACAAAUCCUCAAACAAAGUAGCGCAUUGUUUAGCUAAGGAUGCACUUAGUAAAGACGAUGCAUGUGUGGAACUUGAGGAGUUCCCAAGUUGUAUUGCUACUAUGCUUUGA
Molecule: messenger RNA, 477 nt
Organism: Carya illinoinensis
Lineage: Eukaryota; Viridiplantae; Streptophyta; Magnoliopsida; Fagales; Juglandaceae
Exons: 1
Coding region: 1-477 (158 amino acids)
Molecular function (GO): RNA-DNA hybrid ribonuclease activity; nucleic acid binding
Source: RefSeq, a predicted model, not a curated record